Molecule: messenger RNA, 1381 nt
Organism: Gasterosteus aculeatus aculeatus (three-spined stickleback)
Lineage: Eukaryota; Metazoa; Chordata; Actinopteri; Perciformes; Gasterosteidae
Product: claudin-8
Cellular component (GO): membrane; bicellular tight junction
Molecular function (GO): structural molecule activity
Source: RefSeq, a predicted model, not a curated record
CGCCACUGGCUCUCUUCUCCUCAUCUGAGUUUCUAGAGCUUGAGAGAGUCCGGUCUUCGGCUCUCUGCUGUUACAGCCACGAUGGCCUCUUACACGGCUUACACUGGCUACAGCAAGCCUCCUCAAUCUUACCCGGGCUCUUUCUACGACGAGAAGCAGGCCAAGACGUAUGCCGAUUAUCAGGAUUCCCUGUACGAGGAAAAAAAGAGAAAUGAGAAGAAAGACCGCCGGGACGCCAUCUGCUGCGAGGUGGUGGCCCUCAUCAUCGGUUUCAUUGGACUAAUCGGGGUGGCAGCCGUGACCGGCCUGCCGAUGUGGAAGGUGACGGCUUUCAUUGAGGAGAAUAUCAUCACCAUGGAGACCCGCUGGGAGGGUCUGUGGAUGAACUGCUACAGACAGGCCAACAUCAGAAUGCAGUGCAAGGUGUACGACUCCCUGCUGUUUCUGCCCCCAGACCUUCAGGCUGCCAGGGGUCUGAUGUGCAGCUCUGUGGCCGUGGCCACAAUCGCUCUUGUCGUUUCGGCGGUGGGAAUGAAGUGCACCAAAGUGGUGGACCAUCGGGCUCGCACCAAGCACAUUGUUCUCGUCAGCGGCGGCUGUCUGUUCCUGUUGGCCUGUCUCACUACCAUCAUCCCCGUGUCCUGGACCGCCCACGUCAUCAUCAGGGACUUCUACAACCCUCUGCUGAUCGACGCCCAACGCAGGGAGCUCGGGGAGGCUCUCUACAUCGGCUGGGUGACCUCAGCCUUGCUUUUCACUGCCGGAGUGAUCCUGCUGUGCCGCCACGCUCCCCGCACCCAGGAUCCAGAGGAGAAGAUUGUAUACAACCCUGACGGAAAUCGGUACCCACCUGCAUACACGUACCAGCCAUACACGUACCAGCCAUACACGUACCAGCCGGCGUAUACCUACCAGCCUCCCUACUCAUUACCCCCGCCGGGGUCAGUAGCUUACACACCGAGCCAGUACUAGCCAUGGAAAUCUUAAACAGAGACUAUUUUGGACUCUUUUUCUUAUUUUACCUUCCAAGAUUUGGCUCGUUUGAAUGAGUUUGAAGUGACUAAUAUGCCCAAAGGGGGUCACUGGAAAUGGCCAUAUUUCCAUUACAUUCUCAGAGGUGGCCAAGUGUUUUCCCAAAUAAAAUUCAUUAUGGAACUGAUAUUGUUCUGAUCAUGAUAAAAUCUGCUAAUAAUGCUUGUUUGUUUCCAUAUGCUUAGAUGGAUCAUCCAGAUGUAUUUAUAAUCUGUAUUCAUACGAUAGUUGACAAAAGUUGACCUGAAGUUUCUGAUGUGAAUGUACAUCUUCCUCUUGAAAAUUUGGGCCUAAACGCACAAAGGUCAAUUGUGGUUUCCAAUAAAAGGGCAAUGUUGACAAAAAGAUA